CGACUACAACAUCAUGUAUAGCCUUUCCUGCCACUAUUCAGGCUCUCGAUAAACUGUUUUACUAUGUUCCAUCGUCAAGUAGCGGUGGAGUCAUUCCAGUGAAGUGAAAUGCCCCUUGAUGCCUGCGUAAUCUAGGCAACCCCCGGCCGACUGCUGUAAACCAUGGAACCUUCAAUUCACUUCAACACAUAUUUUCAGUUCCACAACACAAUGUCUGCUUCAGGUCUCGCAGGCUAGUUCCCCGCCACCUAUUUUAUUUCUUAUGGUCAGCCGAUUUCUGAUAAAUACUUCGCCCCUCACCUUUCUCUCUCUCCCUCUCAACCAACUCCAACUACAACCCUGGCUGUCUCUCUCUUACAAGACAGCUCUCUUUAUCUCCUGAAUCAGUUCAUCUACGAAUUUCUUGUCAAUCAUGUCUCUCACCGAGAACGCAGUCAUGUCAGACGUCAACCUGAGUACUGCUGACGAGGUUAACGCGCCAGAGUCGCUCCUACUCACACUGCCAAUUGAGCUCCGCCAUAAAAUCUAUGGCUUCGCCUCUCAAACAGAGUUCGGCCCUGCUCGAAAGCUGAGAGAAUGGUUCGAGAAGGUGGAUCGCGAAAAGCAGAUUGCCAAUGGUUGGGUUGCAUGUGAAUAUGCGAACGGUCGUCCACAGCCCGAGACCCUCGCUGAAGACCAACCCAUAGAGGACCAGGACGGUCAAGGUGGAGAUCAGAUCAGUACUGUGCAGGCUGACCAUGACGUUAACUCGGAAGAUGAAAGCUCUGAUGGGGGGGACGAGGAGAUGACCGAUUACAAUGACGACGAUCUGCAUAUGCUCGCCAACGGUGAAUAUGAUAACAUGCCCGGCUACAAUGACGACGACGACCAAGUGCUCACCACCGUUGGGUAUGAUGACAUGCCCGGCAAUAAUGGCGACGAUGACCAAGUCCCGCCCACGAUAGGGUAUGGGCAUGCGUUCUAUGGUGGUUUCGAGCCCCACGCCAAUGCUGGAGUCGGUAGUGUCCACGAUUUUGCCGCACCGUGGAGUCAUCACCCACCGGGCGGAAUUCCCAGCGGGUGGCAUGUCAACAUGCCGGAGGAAGAUCCUGCGGCAGAAUCGGAUCAAGACGCAGGAGAAAGCAGCACUACAUCUGCUGCUGUACCAAGUCAUAUACAACCUCACAUGACAUGGUCCGAUAUAAUAGCGAACAACAACCAGACUGCCAACGAGAUCGAAGCUAUCAAUGAGGACGUCCAGCCCGAGCAGGACGAAGAGGUCGACAACGACAACGAAGCUUCUGAAGAAAAUGAAGCUUCCGAAGAAAACGAAGAUGUUGCCACAGCUCCACCUCAAGACCUUUCGAUCCGACCCGUGGCCCACCGCAAAUGGCAGUUCAUCCCCCUUAUUGUCCAGCUUUCCCACACGCCACCACCACUUUCAAUCCUGCAACUCAACCACGAAAUCUAUGCCGAAGCAUUGAGAUAUUACUACGGUCUGUGCACUUUGACGUUCAACGUCACGCGUUCCUUCGCACACCAGUCUUUCGUCGAAGACGACGUCAUCCAAGCCCUCAGCGACGCCCCCUUCUCCCCAGUCGAGCAGCUUCGCAAAGUCCGCCUCAUCAUCACCUGGGACACCAUGUUCAUCAAGUCGUGUGGAGAGUCACUGUGCGAGCCCAUCUGGCAGUUCAACCUCCUGCAGCGCGUCCGCGUGGCCAAGGACAUGAUGGCCAAGAUGCCUGGUCUCCAGGAUGUCGAAGUGAAAUACACAGAUUCCGAGGACAGUGCCGAGGCGCAGUACUUACUGUCGCAAGUCCGUGCUAUUCUCGGCGAGUUGGAGAUACUUAAGCCUGAGGUGCAGGUCAGUCUGAAGACGACCUUGCUCGAGAACGCCGCGAGGGUCUCGAGCCAGUCCCUCAUGGGCAAACAGCGCAUGCAGUUCAAACAGAUAGUUGACUGUGGUCAGAACUUCCGCUAGUGGUCAUGGGCCGACACAACGAUGUCUUGAACGGCAGACCUUGUCGAUCAUGUAGAUGCGACCUAUCUAGCUUCGCUGCUUUUCAUGAUGCCGAUGAUCCAGUUCCUGGCAUCACACUUUCUGUUUUAGAAGUCACAACGCCGCGAGGCACUACUUUCUUCAUUAUACUUUUAUAUAAAAGCGUAGUCUUACCAUUCCACUUCACCAAGGAUAGAGACUCGGAUGUAUGCAGAGGAACUCUUGGAGAAGGCAAUGCGCAGAUAUGUAAACCUGCACUCAGAUC
Pseudovirgaria hyperparasitica is the source of this 2243-nucleotide messenger RNA. RefSeq lists its product as uncharacterized. The transcript has a single exon. NCBI's taxonomy places the organism in Eukaryota, Fungi, Ascomycota, Dothideomycetes, Acrospermales, Acrospermaceae. The coding region runs from base 413 to 1960 and encodes 515 amino acids. The record is from RefSeq and is a predicted model, not a curated record.